Habropoda laboriosa is the source of this 3096-nucleotide messenger RNA. Its product is annotated as E3 ubiquitin-protein ligase TRIM37-like. The transcript has 16 exons. Lineage: Eukaryota; Metazoa; Arthropoda; Insecta; Hymenoptera; Apidae. Gene Ontology annotation, cellular component: aggresome; peroxisome. The record is from RefSeq and is a predicted model, not a curated record. Gene Ontology annotation, molecular function: tumor necrosis factor receptor binding; ubiquitin protein ligase binding; ubiquitin protein ligase activity. Gene Ontology annotation, biological process: negative regulation of centriole replication; protein autoubiquitination. Bases 1 to 3096 code for a protein of 1031 amino acids.
AUGACGGACAGGAUGGCUAGUAGAGAAACAUCAAUUAAUUCAAAAAACUCGGAUGACCACAGCGUCGAGACAUUAGCAGAAGUCUUCCGAUGUUUUAUUUGUAUGGAAAAACUAAGAGAUGCACAUCUUUGUCCCCAUUGCAGUAAAUUAUGUUGCUAUACAUGUAUCAGGAGGUGGCUCACAGAACAACGUUCUCAAUGUCCUCAUUGUAGAGCUUCCUUACAUUUACAUGAAUUAGUAAAUUGUAGGUGGGUUGAGGAAGUGACACAACAGCUUGAUACCCUUCAAGCUGUUGGUAUUUCAAACUCUAGGCAUGAAGAUUCUAGCAGAGAUAGGUGUACUGUGCACCAUGAAAAACUGUCUGUUUAUUGCUGGUCUUGUCGCAGAUGUAUAUGCCAUCAGUGUGCCCUUUGGGGUGGCACCCAUUCAGGGCACACUUUCAAACCAUUAGGAGAAGUUUAUGAACAGCAUGUUACACAGAUAAAAGCAGAAGUAGGUCAGUUAAAAAGAAGAUUGAUGGAAUUAAUAAGCCUUGUGCAAGAAGUGGAACGAAAUGUUGAAUCUGUAAGGGCUGCAAAAGAUGAAAGAGUUAGAGAAAUUAGAAAUGCAGUGGAGCUGAUGAUAGCACGUUUAGAUUCUCAAUUGAAAGCUAAAUUGUUAACAUUAAUGGGCCAAAAGAACUCUUUGACAUUAGAAACAGAACAAUUGGAAGCUUUGCUGCAAGAAGUAGAACAUCAAUUGCACUCUUGUACACCUUCUGAACUCAUAAUCAAAAGUGCGGAUCUUUCACGGAUGAUACAUCAAGUACGAAAGAAGCCAAUGGCCAGUUUUGUUACUGCUCCUGUUCCAGCUGAUUUUCACAGUGAAAUUGUUCCUGGAUACGAUAGCGCUACAUUUGCAAUGCAAAAUUUUACGCAAUUGCAACUCAAAGCAGAUCCGGUAUACUCUGCGCCUUUACACGUUAAUGGCUUGUGCUGGAGAUUAAAAGUAUAUCCUGACGGGAAUGGUGUAGUACGCGGAAAUUAUUUGUCUGUUUUUCUAGAAUUAAGCGCUGGUUUGCCAGAAACAUCGAAAUACGAGUAUCGAGUUGAAAUGAUUCACCAAGGAUCUCGCGAUACAAGUAAGAACAUUGUUCGUGAAUUCGCUUCCGAUUUCGAAAUCGGUGAAUGCUGGGGUUAUAACAGAUUUUUUAGAUUAGAUUUACUCGCAACCGAAGGAUACUUAAAUACUGAAUUGGAUACCCUUAUAUUGAGAUUUCAAGUGCGACCACCAACAUUCUAUCAGCGUUGCAGAGACCAACAGUGGUAUAUCAGUCAAUUACUUACAGUUCAAAAUCAAUAUGCCACUCAAAUUAAUGAAUUGAAGGAGAGAUUGGCAAUUGAAAUAUCGCGGAACGCUAUGGCAGCAACCAGAGUACCUAGUGGAGCAACGCUAUGCGGAUCAACAUCAAAUGUGAUGCCUAUAGUAAUACAGCAACAGUCACAAGCUACUGCAGAUCCAUUACUUAAAUCCAAUUCUACUCGUUCAGUUGAAACAUAUCAAAAUGGUACAUCUACAAGUAGAUCAAUGCAGAAUGUACUCCCUGGCGGAAGUAACAGUGGUGUUUUAUCAGGAGAUCAAUUAAUGCCUAUGUGCGAAUUAGGAGAACUUGCAAAUAUGCGUCCUCUUGGUUCCUCCUCGACAUUAUCCUCUAUUUCGUCGAAAACAAGUUUAAAACAGCAUAAAGUGAACAAUUUGAGUGUCGUUGAGGCUGAAUCACCCAAUCUACACAAUACAAAUGAUGGUUCUUCGGGAGAUUGUCCAGCUCAUUCUCCAUCUCCUUCUUAUUCUUCGCCGACUGUGCUUAAUCAGCAAUCACUCAAUCUCCUGUCUAGUAGCAGCAGUAGUGAUAGUGGAGAAUUAAGUGAACAUGAUAUAUAUUUAGAUGAAUGCGAACAUAACGCACCGCAUUUAACUCUCCUGGAUGAUAAUUCUAAUGAUGAAAAUGACGUAGACGAUGAAACUAUGUCAGGAGAAAACGACGUAGAAGUUGCAGAAUCAUUAACACCCUGGAUUCAGAAUAAGCAACGGACAAAGCAACAAGGUAAUAGAGACAGUGCAGGAGACACUUGCAGAUUACGAGGCAAUGACAGUUUGGAGGAUGAAAUUAUGCUGUUGCAUUUAUUCGAAAUGCAAGAUCGAAAUUCUGCUUGGACCUCACUAUGUUUCAAUCAACAAGUGGACGACACCUGUGAUUCAAGAACGUCAUUAACCAGUUUACAACAUCAUAAUUCCAGUCAUUUACAUUGUAACACUACACUGCCAAAUCACGGUUCAUCUGCAUUUUCGCACAAACAUCAUGAGCUUGACUCAACAUGCAAUGAACAAUUUGCUGACAAACGUUCUACCUGCUCCUCACAUCUUUGCCAACCUCAGAUGAUGUGCAGCGGUAGACCAAAACUAAGUCAAUUAUCCAACAUGUGUCAGCAAGAAGUUUCUGGAUUAAUUGCUUGUGGAAGUCAGACUAGUUCUGAACCCGCGACCCGCUCAAAUUCGAUAGACUGUGAAAAAGAUCUUCCAAAGAUAUCUGUGGUUAAUAAAAUUAAUCAUGAGGUGGAGACAUCCAGAUCAGAUUUGAUAGUGCCAAAUGUAGUAUUGGACAGCAACAAAAUUGUGUCGAAGUAUUUAUUAUCGCGACGACAAUCUUCACCAUCAUCAUCUACCAACGUUAGCAUUAUAAAUAACGAAAAUAAUAAAAUAUUUGACUUCGAACAAUUGCUGGAGACCUUUCAAUUGUCUCCGAUAUCUCAAAAAGACACUGCCAGUUGUUUCAAUAAAUUAAGAAAAAAUAUACCAUCGGAGGGAAAAUCUAAUGGUUGUACCACUGCCAGCCACAAAUCUCCUGUACUUUCGUUAGGACACGAUGCACCAUCAUCGUCAACGAGCAGUGCAACGACAGAUGCUAUACCGAGUUCUAACAAUUACAGUUGGGCUCCAGCGUUAUACCAACAUAAACACGGUCAAAAGAAUGUUUUAGAGGCUACAAUGCAAGCAUCUUCUAACGAUAGUUCUAGCAAAUGCACCGCGGAAAAGUCGUUAGAAGAAACUAAUUCUUGA